GGAUGCGGAAGAAUAGACCAAUAAUUAUCAUGUUAAGUCCAAUGGUGUCCUUGGACUUUAAAUGGACAUUUCCUAUUGGUCGAUAUCUGUUCACUUGUUGAAUAUUGUACAAAAUGUUGUUUUCUAUUUUUAUGGUACGAUGUGGUAUGCUUGAUUGGUAUAUAAACAAAGUAUGUUUGAAAUAUAAUGAUUCAUAUCUCAGAGGUUGUGACUUGUGUUCUGGACUCAACUAACUGGGGUAGACAGGGAAGUGGGACCAAUCGAGACUCUAGGCCGUCCGUACGUGUUUAUCUGUCACUGUGAUCGAUCGAUAACACAGGGUAAAAAUUCGACCGCAACAUAAAGUCAUAACAAUUGGCGACGGGGUGUAGAAAAAUUUUGAACCUUGUAAUUGGACGAGAUUCAGGCUAAUUGUUUCGACCAAUCAGAGUCCAGAUUUAUCAUCAGCGUCCUUGAGCAACAUUUGUCAUUAUUCCUACAGUUAAUUUUCAUUGCUGGUGCAGAAAAGAGAAAAAUGACUACCUUUUCCGAUCAAUUACAGCUUCUACUUGAGCAACAACAGCAGUGUUUCAAAACUAGCCAGUUAAAUUUCUUAGAAAAUUUACGCACACUGUUGGUAAAUCUUCCAUGUUUCGGAGAUGCAACAGAAGUUGGUGAGUUCAUUUCUCAUCUGCAGACUGAGCUGGAAAACAACUGCAGAACAUAUGAAGCUGUUUAUAAAAGCCUCUGUGAAUCCCGGACGACCAGUGAUGUAAACGAGACAGUUAUUCAUGAUCCGCCCAGUUGUCCAGAAAUGUCAAAUUCGGAAACAUUCCCUGUCGUGGGUUCAAAUCCCACUGUUCCUGAAACGUGUACAGACAGUGAUGUACCCAGCUCACAGGAAGAUCUCUCAUUAAAUGCUCAUAAAUUAAUUGCAGUACCCGCCCACAACGGAACAGGGGACAAAUCGUGCAGUAUACUGAGUCUAGCUGCUCAAAACGGUCCUCAUCAGCCAACAACAGGAGAUUCUGUUGAAUCUUAUCAUCUAGAUCCUCUUGUACCAGAAAAUGUGUUAGAUACACCAAAUGAUGAUCAGAAGAUUAAUACAAUUUUGAUAGAUGUUAAUUAUCCCAGUGAUCAACUAUCCACAAAUGAGAUUUUCAAGGAAUUCUAUGAUAAUGUUCCAGAAAAAUCGAACGUUGGUGACCUCAUAUCAAGCGACGUUGGUCCACACUACUUAAUCACUUUCAGUGACUUCUCUGUUCCAUGUGACAAUUAUGUGUUAAAUAAAGUCAAAUUAAUUUUAAUUUGGGGAUAUGAGGAUCCAACAUUAUUUCGUGGGGGAGGAUGGACCCAGAAAAUUUCAAAAUCCGGAUAUCAACUCCGGAUCUUCAAAAAAAAGGGGAGGUAUUGUGGAUGCGGAGGAAUAGACCAAUAAUUAUCAUGUUAAGUCCAAUAGUGUCCUUGGACUUUAAACGGACAUUUCCUAUUGGUCGAUAUCUGUUCACUUGUUGAAUAUUGUACAAAAUGUUGUUUUCUAUUUUUAUGGUACGAUGUGGUAUGCUUGAUUGGUAUAUAAACAAAGUAUAAUAUAAUGAUUCAUAUCUCCGAGGCUGUGGCUUGUGUUCUGGACUCAACUGGCUGGGCUGGACAGGGAAGCAGGACCAAUCAGAACUGUAGGCCGUUCGUUCGUGUUUACGUGUCACUGUAACCGAUCGAUAAGUACACUGCUCUCUAAUCUCUUCAGUCAAGGACACAACAAUUAGCACAGGGUAAAAGUCGAUAGCAACUUAAAGUCAUAACAGUUAGACAUUAACACCGUUGGAUGCCGGCCGGCUCAUUGGUGUAGAGGUUAAACGUUCGCGCACGAGAUUGAAACGUCCUGUGUUCGAAUAUCGCACGGCAGGAUCGUGGAUGCGCACUGCUGAGGAGUCCCAUACUAAUACAAAACGACCAUCCAAUGCUUCUAGGUUUUCCAUGAUUGUCUAGCUUCAAUUAACUGAUGAAUUCAACUUCUAAAUUAAUAAUUACAUUCUAUGCAUGAAUAUCAUACAAAUCUACGUAGACUUAUACAUAAUGAAUAAUUACUUCGAUGCAAAAAACAAAAGAGUUUAAUAUAGAAAACUGGAAAACGUAAUGUAACUGUAUACCAUUACAUGUAAUUUAUAUUUUGUCAUGGUGUUUCUUUGUUCAUUUGUUUGUUUGUUUGUUUUUCUGACUUAUGUCUACGUUCUUGUGAAUAUUUUUUUCCUAUACUUCAUUUGUUUUACAUACAAAAGUUCAUAAAAACCGAGUGUAUAUUUAUAAGCAAAGAUGCAUAGUGGCUAGCAGUGGAAUCCAGGACGCGCGUUUCGUCCUGUUUGGGACUCGUCAGCUGGAUGUACCUGCAUCUCAGGUUUGAUGUUCACUCUGGGACUCGAACUCAGUACCGCUCGCUUAGUAUGCACGUAUGUCAAUAAGAGACUGAUCAAUUUCAGUCCUAAAACAUCAAUGGGAAGAUUCAAGUAAAACAACACCAAGUGAAUCGAGUGUAUAUUUUCCUAAAUUGAAGUAUAAUAAUUGUAAUGAUGAUAAGAAUGGUAUAAUGAUUUCUUACUAAUUAUUCUUAUCACGCAACAUUAUCUUAUGAUGACUGUGUUAUGUCAUUACAAAGAAUAGAUGACUUGUAACUGUUAGGAAUUAUUUGUGGAUAAUUAUUAAGUAACUAAACUAAAUAUAUAUAUGCAUAUUUGUAUUCCUUUCAUUCAAUCUAUUAUUUUUUCUGGUUAGUGUGUUAUUUGGGGGGAGUCAGUUUUCUACGGGAUGGGGUCGCUAACUCCAUGCUCAAUCCUCCGGAUUUGGGACCGGCAGUAGCCCCAGAGGGACUUCAGGCGAAGUUAUUUGAUUUGUUGGCCAUUGCGAUAUAAAUUACCAUUCUUAAAUUAUUCUCAAUCUACUGGUUACAGUCUCUUACGCUCACAGUCCCUUAGACUGAACUUGCAUAAUUGUAUUUUCUAUUUUAUGAUUUGAUACGGUCUAGUUUGCUUAAAUAUAAACUGUGUACGUCUGAAAUACAUGAUUCAUACAGUGGAAGAUGAGAUUUCGUUCUUGACUCAACAGGUAGAGCAAGGGAAAAAGAACCGAUAAAGA
Messenger RNA from Schistosoma haematobium, 3108 nucleotides. RefSeq lists its product as uncharacterized. The record is from RefSeq and is a predicted model, not a curated record. The transcript has a single exon. Bases 515 to 1417 code for a protein of 300 amino acids. NCBI's taxonomy places the organism in Eukaryota, Metazoa, Platyhelminthes, Trematoda, Strigeidida, Schistosomatidae.